Molecule: messenger RNA, 750 nt
Organism: Dentiscutata erythropus
Lineage: Eukaryota; Fungi; Glomeromycota; Glomeromycetes; Diversisporales; Gigasporaceae
Source: the annotation of a GenBank genome assembly
AUGGCUUCUGAAUUAUUUUUAUCAAUUUACACAGAUUAUUUGUCGCCUUUCGCAUAUUAUGUUCAGGCGACUGCUCUUCGAAGUGAUAAGUUAGCUCCUUAUUUCAAAGGUGCUACUGUCAAUAAUAUUUUAUUCAUGACUGCAAGUUUCGUACUUGUUUCCAUUUUUUUUUUAUACACUUUAUACAAAGCUAUGUAUAUAAGUCCUCGACAAAAUGAACCUCCAUUGGUCCCUUAUUGGAUUCCAUUUCUUGGCUCUGCCGUAACUAUGGGUAUAGAUCCUAUUAAAUUUUACAGAGAUAGGCAAAAAGAGUAUGGGAAUUAUUAUACGUACAUUCUAUUUGGUAAAAGAAUGGUUACUUGUUUAGGUGCUGAGGGGAAUAAUCUUGUUUUUAAUGCAAAACUCGCCGAAGCUUCUGCUGAAGAAGCUUACAGAUCGUUGACCGUACCUGUAUUUGGAAAGGGUGUCGUCUAUGAUGUGCAUAAUUCUGUUUUAAUGGAACAAAAAAAAUUUGUUAAAGCAGGUCUUUCGGUAGACAAUUUACGUGCUUAUAUUCUAAUGAUAGAGGAAGAAUCUAAAAAUUAUCUUUCUCGAUGGAAUAAGAAAUCUGAUAUUCAAGAUGUUCAUAAAGCAAUGGCAGAAUUAAUUAUUUUAACUGCUUCUCGAUGUUUAUUGGGUGAAGAAGUUCGUUCAAAAGUGGAUGAAUCAUUCGCUCAAAUAUUUCAUGACCUUGAUGGUGGAUUCCAACCA